This is a messenger RNA of Aphanomyces invadans, 2581 nucleotides long. RefSeq lists its product as hypothetical. The transcript is spliced from 9 exons. The record is from RefSeq and is a predicted model, not a curated record. Lineage: Eukaryota; Oomycota; Saprolegniomycetes; Saprolegniales; Verrucalvaceae. The coding region runs from base 123 to 2090 and encodes 655 amino acids.
CUAAGUUGGCGCUGUAGACACGGAGACCGUUGCACCACGACCCUCACGUCCGUGCUUCGACUUCGCCGCCGCUUCGCCUACGGUCCCGACUUCGCGGUGCUUCGCUCGACUCCUCGUCACCCAUGGGCAAUGACGUGUCGUGUGUGGACGUCCUGCGCAACACGCCGUUCGCGAUGUUCCUCAGUCCCGAAGUUGUCCAAGACAUUUCGGUGUGCUUCACCCCCAUCAAGUUCAAACCUGGCGCCACGAUUGCCUUUACAAAGCAGGAAUUCCUCAUCGUGGCGCGGGGCAGCGUCGACGUGAGCACGAUCUUGCCGCACGCGCAGAAAAAGGUCAAAGUCAUGGAGCUUCUUUGCAAGAAGCGGGUCGGCGACAUCGUAACCCAUUGCGCCACGCGGACGAGUCGCAGCAAGCUCCAUCGCAAAAGCUACAUUGAACAACACGAGCGCAGAUACUCUGGCGGCAAGAAAUUCGCGCUCAUGCUGGAUCUCGUCACGGUGACUGCCGACCCUGCCGACGGAUGCGUCUUGCUGCGGCUAAAUCGCGACAAAUUUGUCCGAGUGCGAGCGCUGCACAUGAUGCACCGCCCCAACGUCACGACGCAAUUUUCCAUUAAUAAAGCAACGCGCACUGCCGAGGACGAUUGGCGCCUCGUCACCACUGUCGCAGACGACCAGAUCGCAGAUUACUUGGCGGGCGUCCCAUUUUUCUCGGACGUCAAGAGCUCCCGCCUCGUGGCCCUUGCAGGGCUAUGCACGUACAUGGUUGCUCGAAAAGACGAAGUCGUUUGCAAGGAAAACGACUUGGGCGACAAGUUUUACAUUUGCAUCACGGGCGUGCUUGCCGUGACCGUCGAGAAUGACGUGGAUGCCGUGCCGAAGGUCUCCCAUCGGUCCAUGUCGAUCGUGGCUGGGUCCCAGUUUCGGCGGAGCGUCGAUAGCCACCGCCCGUCCGUGUCGAUGAGCCAGGUCCUGAUUCGCCGCAUCGCGGACGGCAGCUACUUUGGCGAGAUCUCGCUUAUCCUCAACAUGAAGCGCAGCGCGACGGUGACGGCCGUCGACGACUCGCUUCUCGUGUAUAUCGACGCUCGUGCAUUUCGAAACUUCCUUAAAGUGUGCCCCGACGUCCGCAUGCAGAUUGAACAAGUGAUCAUCAGUCGGCUGCUUCAGAUCGCCAGCAAAUCCUCCACCGCAACCUUCCUCGCCGCCAUGUCCAUGGAAAACCAUCAACGGCUUGCUCAACUUGGCCAGCUCCUCGAAGUUGCAAGGGGCACGAAAUUGAUCGUCCACCACGACGACCCUGUGUUUUACAUUGUCCUGAACGGCAAAGUCGAAGUCGACUACGAUCUGCCGAGUGGCCACUUGUUUGUGGCCCUCGGGCCCGGCGGGUACUUGAACGAGCUGUCCAUGAUCCUGCAGACGGGGAGCCUGAUCCAGGCCACGGUCCGAGAAGACAGCGUCCUCCUCGCGCUGCACUCGAUCCAAUUUCACAUGUUUUUCAGCACGCUGCCCGAAUUUUUUGCCGAGUUCUCGCUCCGAUACUUGCAACACGAUGCGUCGCUCGAGCACGUCAUUAACCACUACGACGCGCACGAACUGUGGCUCGUGUACCUCGAAGGCCGGCCCGACAGCUACGAAGAGCGCAUUCGGCACAUCACGAACGGCGUGCUAUUCUGUGAAGAUGCGGACGAGUUUACGAUGUCCUGUGAGUCGCUCUCGCGCGAAGCCCGCGUUGAACAAGCAAAGCAAGUGGUCGAGAUGUAUUUUGACAAGGGCUGCGAGAGACCUGUCGCACUGUCACGUUCCCUGCGUGAAGAUAUCUACGCUGCCAUCGAAGCUUCGUCCAUCGAUGACACACUGUUUUCCCAUGCGCGGCGCGAGAUCAUCGAUCUCAUGGACGCGUCUGUCCUGGCCGACUUCAAGCGGUCAACCAAGUUUGCAUCCGUUCUGACCAAGCUCGUCUGCCUCCCAGACAUCCCAGUUCACCUGUCCUCGGCCAUGAAGGCCCAUUUGAACUUUCACGUGUUCAAGCAUCGGCCAUCCCAUGCUGUCACGAACAACUACGCAUGGGUGAGCGCGACCCCACGAUAAAGCACCAGCCUUGACGAUUGAAUGCGAUAUCUAUGUAAAUUACUCGACGAUGGUUAUUACGAGCCAGCUCGUGUGCUUGAGCCACGACUUUUCCAGCUGCCACGUGAUGUGGCGGUCGCGAAAACAUGGCCGUCGGUUCACUCGUGCGAUCUGCCGCGCCGCGCACUUCUCCGCCUCGCUGACUUGCCCCCAUGCACAGUAGAGCGACAAACCCAGCGUGCAGAUGCAGCAGCCAUAGCUCGUGGACCAACAUGGCACGCACGGCCACAAGUCGUGGAGCGCUUGAUUUAUCGUUUCCAAAGCUUUGUCAAAGUCCUCUUUGCUCAUGUACACUUCGAUUUCGGGAGGGAAUGUCGACGUGUCGUACUCAUUCGAAAGGCCAUUUACCCAGACAUCUCCAACGGCGGGGAUGCGGCAGAGUUCCUUGCAGUUCGCCUCCGGUGCCAGGGACACUGACGCCUCUGCGGCGUCCAUGUUGAAUUUGCAGAGAU